AUGAAAUGCCGGCAAAGUAUUCCAGAUAAAGUUGAAUGUUUAUGUUCAUGUCCAUGGUUCACAGUUAUCCAACUUAUUACUUUACAGCUUGUUUCUCGCCUAUCAAUGCCAUUGCGAUUUCUAUCUCGACAAUGUGUCAAGCGUUGUGAAAAUAAUUCCAUCAAAACUUAUUGUCUAGAUUCUGGUAGCGUUAUUAAUGUUUGA
Messenger RNA from Clunio marinus, 204 nucleotides. The record is from the annotation of a GenBank genome assembly. Lineage: Eukaryota; Metazoa; Arthropoda; Insecta; Diptera; Chironomidae.